This is a messenger RNA of Frankliniella occidentalis (western flower thrips), 1248 nucleotides long. Its product is annotated as ribonuclease kappa-B. The transcript is spliced from 3 exons. The coding region runs from base 115 to 411 and encodes 98 amino acids. The record is from RefSeq and is a predicted model, not a curated record. Gene Ontology annotation, molecular function: RNA endonuclease activity. NCBI's taxonomy places the organism in Eukaryota, Metazoa, Arthropoda, Insecta, Thysanoptera, Thripidae.
UCCGUCAGUCACAUGACGAACAAGUGAAGGUAGAAUAGAACGAUCACAAGGUUUGGUCAGGAAACCUGCCCUCGCCCUUAAAAAGAGUCAUUAUUUCAGUAUCUCUUGGGCAAAAUGUUGAAAAUCUGUGGACCUAAACUCUCCCUUUGCGGGUUAAUCAUCAGUGCAUGGGGCAUCGUUCAACUGGUGCUGAUGGGAAUAUUUUAUUAUGUGCAAAGCGUUGGAUUAGCAGAAGAUCUUUCUGUAAUGGAAGAAAACUUUGAAACGCAGGAGGAGUUUUAUGCAGCUGCUGACAGUGCUUAUCAACAGAAUGCGUAUAACUGCUGGAUUGCUGCAUGUCUUUACAUUUUCACCUUACUGAUCUCUGGACAGCAAUUCUAUCAAAACAGCCGGAACUCGUUGGAUGCUUGAAGUGGUCUGAGGAUUGUUAUUUUUUAUCCUGUUACUUAAGUUGUUUCAUUUUGAGAACUUUAGUGUACAUAUAAGUUAUAAAACAGCCUUGUACUCGGAUCAUUUUAUUGUCACCAUGCAGAGGAUUCUUCCGCAAGACAUGGGAGUUCUUCAAAUUUAUGUAUCAUAACAUGUUUCAAAACUCUGAUUUUAGAGAGUCCUGUGUAUUUUCUGCACCUUUGAGUUUAUGAAGUGAAACAUUAGGUCUCUUUGUUGUGUAUAUAAUUUCAAGUAUUACAUACUGCUGUAUAGAAGAAUUUGGAGGGUCAUUGGUACCCUUUGCAAGCCCCUUGUCUGUAAGUGAAAUGGUAGGGUUUGAAUGGAAUCUGUUGUAUUCAGCUUUGGAUGAAUGAUUGAAUGUUACCUGUAGUUAUGGAUAAAUAGCAAACUGUGGCUAGUGCAUAUCAAACAUUCCUUUCUUUUCUUUUAAAUGUAUAUCUGCAAGCCAACUUUUCCUUUUGUGCUCAGUUGUCUCCAGUGAAAGUUAUCAAGGCACAAGAGCACAUAAUUAGUCAACAUCAUUAUGUAAAUGAAUCAUAUUUUUGGAAGCAGUGCAAAUGUAAUUAACUGUAAAUCAAUGCUUGGUAAGGUUGUAAAGUUUUCAGUCCACAUGCUAUGUUUUAAUCUUGUAUUUCAGAUCAGUAAGAUAUAAUACUUCAUUGCAAAAACAUUAACAAUUUUCAAAUAGUUCAAAGUCACUUACAUUUAAUGAGUGAUGUACUACAGCCUAUGCUUAAAUAUUGUCUUACAUUUGGUCCCUUGAUUUGAGCAAACAAAUAUACCAUUCAACUCGUGAAA